UUGAAAUGAUAAAGGGAUUAGAAAAACUGAGUUUGUGACAAAGACUUAAUUCCUUUGAUACCUAGAUUAAUAAUAACAACCUGAGAUGAGAUUCUAAAAACUUAAACCUGAGUAAAACCCGGUCUUUACGUCUACUUAGACCCAAGUAAAGCUCAAGUCAAGACUCGGGUUUUGGAUGGCCUUGAGUUUAGUAAAAACCAACCACCUUGGGUUUUUCGCUUUUUAAGGCUCAGGUCUUCAACAGCUGAUGAUCCUCUGGAUUCCUGCCGUAAAAUAUCGUUUGAUGGAUUUAAGAGUUGUAACACUUCUAAGGUUCAAGAUUUUUCAACAUUGUAAAAAGAUAGUUUAUUCUAUUUUUAAUAUAGAUGUCGUCUGUGAUUCCGUUGUUGAUAAAAUUAUCUUGAUUCUGUAUUCAGGGGCGUAUUCAAGAAUUUAUUCAGAGGGGAGCAUACUUUUUUUCGGUUUAAAAGGGGGGGGGGAUGCAACCUUUGUUGGGGCCCCAAAACCCCUGGAAAUCAUAGAUUUCACAGAUCCAGGGAUGGGGGGGGGGGCUGAGCACCCAAAGCCCCCUUACCCAAAUACGCCCCUGUCUGUAUUUUAAGUUCAGUUCUUUCUUGACAUUCGUCACGCUACAAUAGUAAUAUUUCUCUGUUUCUUUUCAGACUGCUGUUUCAUAAAAAUGGCAGAAACAACUCCUGUAUCAACUCUAUUCAGGGAGUUCUGGGAUUGGAGAUUAAAGAGAAGUCCAGAAUUCAGUACAAUGGUUGGAAACAUGGAGCAUAAUCAUAUUUUGGAGCAGUUUACAGAAACCAGGUUUAAUGAAGAUCUAAAGUCCUGUGAGGAGUUCAAGGGUAGAGCAGAGAAACUGCUCAGUUCUACUGCAGAUCCGGAGCAGAACUUGAACCUUAGAUUUCUCAUCGCGGAACUGGAUACAUUCAUAUCCGGGUUUCCCUUUACUGGUUUCUAUUACCCCAUGAACUAUAUGGAGGGGGUGCAGGUUGAUUUUGAAAAGCUUUUAGAGUGGAGUCCACCAGAAUCUGUUAAGGACUAUGAAAACAUCAUUGCAAGAUACUCCAAGUUCUCUACCCUGGCUGAUCAGAUAGUUGGGAUGAUGAGGAAAGGAAUUGAAAUGAAGCGAACCAACCAUGCAGUUUCCAUGCAGGGGGUGGAGGAACAGUGCAGAUCUCACCUAGGAGAACCCAGGGAAACUGUUUUCUAUAAACCCUUUCAGACUUUAAACUUCACGGACCAGGAAAACAAGCGACUACAGGCUGAAGCUCUCUCUGCCAUUGAAUCCUCCGUGCAAGCUGGAUUUCUGACAUUGGCCAACUUUGUGUCGACUGAGUACGCUUCUGCAACCCGACCAGAGAUAGGAGCUUCUAGCAUUUCAGCUGAGUAUUACAAGGCAUGCUUGGCCUUCCACACCUCGACCAACCUGACCGCCGAGGAGAUCCAUCAGAAGGGGUUGGACGAGGUUGGGAAGAUUGAGGAGGAGAUGAGGGAAGUAAUCAAGGAAAUGGGACUCAACCUCACCUUGCCUCAGUUCAUGGAGAAGCUUAGGACAGAUAAGAGCAACUUCUUCAACUCUCCCCAGGAGCUGCUUGACACCUUCAAGGAUAUUAUCGAGAACAAGAUUGAUAAACAUAUUCUUCUACUCUUCCAUUCUAAACCUAAAACUAAGAUGGAGAUAAGAGAGACUCCAGCAAGUACCCCUGAUGCCCCUGCUGCCUAUUAUAUAGCAGGCACUGUUGAUGGUUCCAGGCCCGGACGUCUUUACGUGAACACUCAUAAGUACCAGAGCCAACCUAGAUAUGAGAUGAUCAGUCUCAGCCUUCAUGAAUCCAACCCAGGACACCAUCUCCAGGGUUCGUAUACGCUUGAGAGAGCUGGGUGGCCUGAAUUCCGUAAAUCCAUGGAGGAUAGAGUAUAUUCACAAACUCCAACAAGAUUUCCCAUCAACACUGCAUACGUAGAGGGUUGGGGUUUGUACUGCGAGACUCUGGGAUUUGAUAUGGGAUUGUAUUCUAACCCAUUAGACAGGUAUGGGCAUCUUAGUGAGGAGAUAUUUCGUGCAUGUCGACUUGUUGUUGAUACGGGUAUGCAUGCUCUGGGUUGGAGUCAGGAGAAGGCAGUAGAGUAUAUGCUGACCCAUUCAGCAGCUACACUAGACAAUAUCAAGGGAGAGGUUAACCGGUAUGUGACCUGGCCUGGGCAAGCUACUGGAUACAAGAUCGGUCAGAUGAAGAUUAGAGAGCUCAGAGCUCUAGCUGAGACACAACUAGGAGAUAAGUUCAAUAUCAAGGAUUUUCAUGAGGCUGUACUGCAAGCUGCCGGUCCUCUGUUUAUACUGGAGCAGCAAGUUGAGCAGUACAUUAACAACAACAAAUAAACAAGUUGAGCAGUACAUUAACAACAACAAAUAAACAAGAAGUACAUAACUUCACUGUCUACUUAAGUAAAAUCGACCAAAUAACAAACUUUUACCAGUGUUUAUGUUGAAAUAAAUGCUAUUUUAUUAGUGCCUUACAAUA
Eurytemora carolleeae is the source of this 2531-nucleotide messenger RNA. RefSeq lists its product as uncharacterized. NCBI's taxonomy places the organism in Eukaryota, Metazoa, Arthropoda, Copepoda, Calanoida, Temoridae. The record is from RefSeq and is a predicted model, not a curated record. The transcript has 18 exons. The coding region runs from base 680 to 2389 and encodes 569 amino acids.